AUGUCCCAGCGCGAGAUGCUUCCGAGCAACAGGAAGAUCGGCCGCAAGGAGAUGAAGACGCAGGUGGCGAAGGCCAACCACAUGGACCGGACGGAGAGGACGUUCCAAAAAGUUGGGUUCGAAAUUGCGAAGAUCGAAGAGGAAGACGGGUUGAGAGAUGGCGAGUCGGGAGAGCGUAAAGUAAAAAGAUCAGUCAAGAAGAUGAGUCAAAAGACGAUGAAGACAAGAAGACAGCCGAAGAGGAGACCAUGGGACCCGCAGCGCCCCAGCAACCGAUUCUCCACGACGGUAACCCACAUGCCGACCGAGGAGCGUCAAGGCGCCAAGGAGUGGUUCACCAAGUCUGAGCCAAUCGCCAGCAUUGAGACAACGUUGAUAAGGUUCCUCCCAAGCAAGAUCGAGCGCUUGUGCGAGAUGAUCUCUUCAUCAAACAACUCCAUCAAACAACACAGUAUAGCGAGACGAGUACUGCGAUCCAACAACGUCAAGAAAGUCGUGCUGUCAGACGAGGAUGGCGCAGAGCAACAGGCCGCUGACCAGCAAAUGGCGGCGAUGCAAGCGGCGCUGAAAGUCAAAGAUGAAGAGAGGUGGGCGAAGGAGAUGAAAGUAUGGUUUGCGGACGAUAACACGGUCGCUCUGAGGAGCGUCAAGUAUGGCUCCAUCAAGGCCGGGUACUUCGACCACGGUGCAAAGGAGGUGUACUUCAGAGUCGGCAAGAACAACAAAGUCAUCUUCGCGGCGAAAUACCCAUUUGAGUCGGUCAAGGGUCUGAAGGAGUGUGACUCUGACCAAGUCACCAAGAAGAUGAUGGACGUACCAGAUGCCGACGAACAAGCCUUGGUCAUGCGUUUCCGCGACCAACACAACGGAUUUUUCUCAGCCGUGCGCGCCGACGAGAUCGUUCGACCCGAGGUUCAGCUGGUUUUUGCAUCUCCAAAGUGUCGCAGCGCCGCCUUUGGGUACGCCAAGCGCUUGGGUCGCAACAAGCACCCCCUGACACCCACCAGCACCAUCACUAUCGAGCAGGUGAAGGCUGGCACGGUGUUGUCGACGGCCCUGGCGGAGAAGCAUGGCCUCGAUCCAUACGUUUUCCGGAUGACCGCCGCGCCUGCCGCGGCUCGACUUCUACGUGACUACCACUCCCUUCCCAAGUGGUUCACGGAUGAGCCCGCAUUCGUCGAGGGAUACAUCGUCAUGUAUCACGAGAGCGUCUUUGCACCGGGCGGGAGGGGCAGGAACAAGGACAACCUCAAUCUGGUGGCGAUGCGUGGUCAUCCAGAGCUCUUCACUGAAGAGGGCUUCGCCAACGUCUCCCGCAGCCGAGAUGGUCUGAUUUCCCGUGCCGCUGGUCCUGUCACGCCAAAGACCGCCCAUCCUCGCCUAGAGGUCAUGAGACAGCGAGUGACCGAGGCCAUCAAUGCCUGCAUAGACGGCUCCCGAUCCCCUGAGGCGUCCGCCUGCAUGAUUGGAGACACCUAUCAAGGCCACUGGACGCUGCCCUUCAAUGAAUGCAAGUUCGUCUGGUCCGAAAUUGCAUCUGCUUCUCUUCGAGUCGAUGAGACGUUCGCACCACGAUUGGCCGACCUUUUCAUUGCCAUCAAAGCGCAGCCCGACCUCGUUAAUGCCGCCGGCUACCCAACUGAUAUCGGCGGGAGGUUCUGGAAGGACACUCCGAGCUGGGGUUGGAUGUUCUAUGAACAUGCUUUGGACAUCAAUCCGCUGGAAGUCCAUCCGGAAGUUGACCCUCGGGAUGCGGAUCGGACAUGGCGAGAGCAAGGCUCUGGACUAAUCAGCUGCACUAUGUUUUGUGCGAACCUACUUGUGCGAGCCGACUUUGAGACGCAUAUGGAGAGGUAUGCGCAUGAGGCUAUGGAGGCGGGAUUGGAGCUGGGGUAUGCACUGAACGAGGCGGACAAAAAAAUUGAGAGGUAUUGGGAGAUUUAUUUGCCACCUGCUGCAGCAUGGGUCCUGAUUGCGGGAGAGAGGUUGUACGAGUUGUGUUUUGGGCUCGUGGGAGGUGGCCGACCAGAGGCGAAAUACUGGAGUAAGGACCGAUGGGCGGGAUGGAAGGAGAAGUUCGCGGUGAUGGCUCGGGAAGCAGGGAUCGACGAGGAUGCAAGGUGCAUGGAGUUUGCGAGAAGGGUGGAAGAGAGGAUGGAGAAGAUCGAGGAGGCCGAGGGAAGAGGUUCACCUGCUGCAGUAUUUGAAACACGACUUGCGCAGGCUGAAAGUAUGGCGCCCACCAAGCCUCCGAAGCCCAAGGAACCAACCUCUGACCGUGUCCUUCGCUCUGCGCCACGCAAAGAGGCUGUCGCCACAUCGAAGAAGCCGACAACUCCGAAGAACGUGGCAAGCCCGGAGAAGGUAACAGACAAGAAGCAGCUGGAACCACGAAAACUAGCUGCCCUGAAUGCAGCUUUCCGGGCAGAUCCAGGCGGACCACAGGCGAAGAAGACGGACCCGAUUGAGGACACUACUGAGUCAACCUCGCUUCGAGGUCCCGCCACGGGCCGGGGACUUGAUUGUGGUGGCACUUCGCUGCGUGAAGCAGCCAAUACUGCAGUCACUGUCCCGCAGCCUGUCACAGCUACUCAGGCGUUUCAACGACCAGCGGAUGAAGCUCCAUCUGAGCGAUCAGUACUCGUUACAGAAGAAUCUUCAGCCGAUCUUGCCAUCCCGUCCGUACCUGAUAAACUCCACGCUGUAGAAGCCGAAGUUCAUGGCGCAGACACGAUCCAACCUCCGGAGCAGCCCGUCAAGAUCUAUCUCGACUGGACCUACACCGACAGGUUCUCUCUCCAAGCCGUCAAGUCCUCCUUGGGAGCGGGAUGCUUCAAAGACCACGGAGUCGAAUGCACGCGCGAGAACUGCUUGGUUCGUGCUCGGCUCCUCGAAUUCGAACGAUGCUACAUCGCCGCGAAGUAUCUCAUGGACGAUCCGCUGCAUAUUGUCGUCAUUGAUGGGAUGAGAGAGUGGAUGAAUACCAAGAAUCAGGAACGGUUCGCCGAUCAAGUCAUCGAGCUGGCUUGGUCAGAGACUGAGAGAGGCUGUGGACUUCAGCGAGUGGUACUCGACGGCUAUCUGGCGAAGAUUGAAGCUGCCGACGUCCGCGGCGUUCUUCCAUUCGGGAGGAACAGAGGAGUUGGUCCACAGGACGAGCCGAGGAUGAUCGGUCCGCAGAUGACAUCUUUCCAAAGAAGGAAGCUCAAAAUGGCGCGUGCCAAAAGCCUCGGAGCAAUUCGUGCUAAGAACAUCGCGAAACUGCGCGCCCAAGCUUUAAAGAGGACACCCAAUUCGUCUGAAUCAACGAACGACCCAAUGAGGACCGUGGCUGGAGAUGCGCCUGAACCCGGCGAAGUGAUGGAUGGGCGUGGAGAAGAUCUUCCAGAAGACGCACUCGAUGUCGCGCAGAAUCAAGGAGCCCUGGCAAUGGCACCCGAACCAACACAUGCACCAGUCCGAAGCAAAACGAUCUACCGCAAGGCGAUAGAAGUAGCCGCUGGACUCGAAGAGGAAGUGUUCGUGGUUCACAAUCAUCACAUCUGUGGGAAAUCUCUGUUCUUCAAGGCCGCUGCCUCGGAGGCGUGGAUCGAAGGCCAGCAAAAACGCGUUCUGAUUCCGACCAUCACUCCUCUGGUCUUCAAGACCUACUUGGACUGGGUGUACGAGGGCAAGUUUAUCAUCGAAGACAUCGAGCUGCCUCAAACACACGACUGCGAGGAUGAUGGACACUUUGCGCCAUGCGAAGAGGACUUUUGUCAGGAGGAGGCUACCAUACUCUUCCACGUGAAGUGUUACACAGCCGCGCAAUUUUUGCUGGAUGAUGCUUUCAAGAUCGCCGUCGUGGACGCUCUCCGAGACUUUCUCAACCAGGACGACAACGCCGUGCGAUACUGCGUCCAGGUCAUUGUGAAUGCCUGGCAAAACUGUCAGCGUGGCUGUGGCUUGCAGCGCCUCCUCACCGACAGGUAUGCUGUGGAUCUUCUCUCUGCAGACAUUCAAGAAGUGUUCAGCCAGCAAUGCCCAGACUUCGUCACAGAUCUCGCCUCCCGACUGCUGAACAUGCGUGGCCGGGAACUCCAACAUCUCCACCCCGGCUCCGUGCACAAGUGCUUCUAUCAUGAUCACAAAGGCAACGAACCCUGCGCGACGAUUGUGAUUGAUUAG
Molecule: messenger RNA, 4167 nt
Organism: Zymoseptoria tritici IPO323
Lineage: Eukaryota; Fungi; Ascomycota; Dothideomycetes; Mycosphaerellales; Mycosphaerellaceae
Exons: 13
Coding region: 1-4167 (1388 amino acids)
Molecular function (GO): protein binding
Source: RefSeq, a predicted model, not a curated record